This is a messenger RNA of Camelina sativa (false flax), 443 nucleotides long. The record is from RefSeq and is a predicted model, not a curated record. NCBI's taxonomy places the organism in Eukaryota, Viridiplantae, Streptophyta, Magnoliopsida, Brassicales, Brassicaceae.
CCUCUUCCUGCUACAACAUUUCACCACACCAAAAACACAGAAACAUUUUGAGAAACCAAAGAAGAAGAAGAACAAGCAAAAGCCAAAAAAAGAAGACUUGAACUUGAGAGAUGGAGCGCAGACAGUCAUAUGUGCUUGUCGCGCUCGUCGCAUUGCUUCUCUUGACCGAUAUUGUCAUUGCAGUUGCAGAGAGCGAUGGUGGCAAAGGCAACGGUAAUAACGGCAAGGGGAACGAGGGACAAGUAGACAAGGGUAAAGGAGGAAAUGAUGGCAAAGACAAAGGUAACGGUAACGGUCCAAAGGACAAGGAGAAGAAAGAUAAGGAAAAGGAGAAGAAUGACAAGAAAGAGAAGGACAAAAAGGAUAAGGAGGAAAAGGCAAAGAAAGAUAAGGAAAGGAAGGACAAGGAGAAGAAANUAUAUGUUUCUAUUGGGAACAAAUGA